Molecule: messenger RNA, 1354 nt
Organism: Argiope bruennichi
Lineage: Eukaryota; Metazoa; Arthropoda; Arachnida; Araneae; Araneidae
Gene: tsr
Product: cofilin/actin-depolymerizing factor homolog
Exons: 3
Coding region: 352-795 (147 amino acids)
Biological process (GO): actin filament severing; actin filament fragmentation; cell motility
Cellular component (GO): cytoplasm; actin cortical patch; actin cytoskeleton
Molecular function (GO): actin filament binding
Source: RefSeq, a predicted model, not a curated record
AAAGGAAAUCGUUCGAAAAAAUUUAGAAAUAAAUUUCCUGAGUAGUGGAAAUCAGAAAUAUUUACUUUAGAGGAAGUUUUAUAAGUUUAAAUGGAUGCGCAAAAGAGGCGUUGAAAUGCAAAUACAUCGCUACUGAGUUUAUAAGAAAGCACCUCAUUGGAUGAGAUAGAGCACUCACCACUUAAAUAUUUUGAUCUCGCGAAUGACAGCGCUCCUGACAAUCUGUAGAGACCGCAUGCGUAAGGAUACACUUUUCCAACACUGAACCCUCCCGUGUCUUGUGUGAAAGAAGCCGGUGAAAAUUUUGUUGACUGUAUUUUAAAUAGCUUUUGGGGUAUUUAAAAAAACACCAUGUCUUCUGGAGUAACAGUAUCGACAGCUGCCAAGCAGGUUUAUGAAGAAGUGAAGAAAGAUAAAAAAUACAGAUACAUUAUCUACCACAUUAAAGAUGAGAAGGUGAUCGAUGUAGAAGUAACUGGUCCUCGUGAGGCUACCUAUCCUGAAUUCCUUGAGCAAUUGCAAAAGUAUAAGAAUGAAUGUCGAUAUUGUGUAUUUGACUUUCCGGCUAACAUUCCUGUUGAUGGAGGGCAGGAAAAAUCAUCCAUGUCAGUGGAUAGACUUAUUCUCAUGACAUGGUGCCCCGAAAGCUCCAAGAUCAAACAAAAGAUGUUGUACUCUAGUAGCUAUGAUGCCCUGAAGAAGGCCCUAGUGGGUGUAUACAAAUAUGUCCAGGCCUGUGACUUUGAGGAAGCCAGUCAAGAAGCAAUUGAGGAUGCUUUCAGGAAAGGCAAGUAAGAUCCACUCAUGGUCAGCUGUCUUUAUGGUACCGGAGGAGCGACUCAUCGUAUGGCCUCUCGGCACUUUAAAGUGAUCCCUCUUCCAUGCUUCUGUUUUUCAAAAGAUGUGACUGGGAUGCUCAGUGCAACAUCGUAUUCAGUAUAAGAAAAAAAUUCGGGAAGUGCUUGUAGAGCAUGUUUAUAUAUAUUUACUGUACUGUUUUUCAUGCUGAUUAAUAUUAAUGUGAAACAUUUGUAGAAAAGUUCCUUUUUGUUUUUUAACUAGAUAUUGGCAGUCAUAAGAAAACCACAUGGCUUUAAUUCUUAAAAUUACUUUUCAGGCUUUUUUUAUUUUUAUUGAUUUGUCCUAUUUAAGCAUUUUUUUACAGUACACUUGAUUUAAAUUUUGAAAUUUUUGUCAACUUUAGUCACUUGGGUUCCAUUGCUGUGCAAACACUUCCAGUGUCUACAUGAAUAAUUUAUAUCUGUCAUAUCGUUUCCCUGUGUUUUUCAUAUGACUGUAUUUGUAUGUAAGCACCAAAAACGAAUAAAAUAAUUUGAUUUUUUUUUCAAUGAAA